AUGACGGCCACGACGGACGAUGAGGACGAUGAUUCCGAUGAGGAUGAGGGGGACAUCAAUCAGGAUUCCCAUCUCUUACCCAACAUCACCCUGAGUUACAAUGUCUAUGAAAAUUAUUUCAAUGCAAAAAUGACUUCGGAUGCUUUGCUGGACCUUCUUUCAUAUGGAGAGGCCAAUGUUCCCAACUACAGCUGUGGAAGGCAGAGAAACACAGUGGCUGUUCUCGAAGGGGUUGAUACUGAUAUCUCCAUCCAGAUUUCAACAAUGUUGGGCAUGUACAAAAUUCCACAGACAUCCUUUAUGUGCUCCUACACCAAGGAUGUCUUUUCGGUGAAAGUCUGGAGACGGUGCAGAGAGAGAGAAGAGCUGCAGGCUCUGCCUCAGGAGGUAAUUAAUCGGGUCCUUUCUCUGGACAACUAUUUCAUUUACAACACCAUCUGGGCUGUGGCCCGAGUGUUACAUGCAGCCUAUUUAUCCAGAUCCAAGAGGACAAGGAUCAAUGGUGGGAAGAACUUGGAGACUCCAAGUCUGAAGGCUUGGCAGCCUCUGCCUCCUUCCAGGUGUGUGGAACGCUGUUGUCCCGGAUUCAGGAAGGUGGCUCAGGAAGGGAAGCCCAUCUGCUGCUACGACUGUCUUCCUUGUGCUGAAGGAAUGAUCUCCACCAUGGAAGAUGCAGAAAAAUGCACCAAAUGUCCAGGAGAUCAAUAUCCAAACAUCCAUCGAGAUCACUGUAUACACAAAAUUAGGACCUUCCUAUCAUAUGAAGAAAAUCUAGGGAUCAUCCUGGCUUCCCUUGCUUUGUUCAUCUCAUUAAUCACAGGCUUUGUCUUGGGAAUCUUCAUUAAAUUCCAAGACACUCCGAUUGUCAAAGCCAACAAUCGGGACCUCUCUUACAUCCUCCUUGUAUCACUUCUGCUUUCCUUCUUGACCUCAUUCCUCUUCAUUGGCCGCCCAAGGAGAACCACCUGCCUUCUGCGACAAACAGCUUUCAGCGUCAUUUUCUCAGUUGCUGUCUCUUCUGUGUUGGCCAAAACAAUCACGGUGGUGUUAGUGUUUUGGGCUACAAAACCAGGGAAUAAAGUCCAGAGAUGGCUAGGGAAGAGCUUGGCCAACUCCAUCAUCCUUUCUUGCUCUGGUCUACAAGUUGUCAUCUGCAGCAUCUGGUUGGGGACUUCUCCUCCAUUUCCUGAGUCUGACAUGAACUUGCAGUCUGGAGAGAUCAUCCUGCAAUGCAAUGAAGGCUCUGUUACCAUGUUUUAUGGUGCUCUUGCCUACAUGGGCUUCCUGGCUGCUGUUUGCUUCACAGUGGCUUUUCAGGCCAGAAAUCUACCUGGUGCCUUCAAUGAAGCCAAGCUGAUCACCUUCAGUAUGCUGGUCUUCUGCAGUGUCUGGUUGUCCUUUGUGCCCUCCUACCUGAGCACCAAAGGGAAGUACAUGGUGGCUGUGCAGAUCUUCUCCAUCUUGGUCUCCAGUGGUGGCCUUCUGGUCUUCAUCUUUUCCCCCAAAUGCUACAUUAUUUUCCUAAGA
Messenger RNA from Python bivittatus (Burmese python), 1527 nucleotides. Lineage: Eukaryota; Metazoa; Chordata; Lepidosauria; Squamata; Pythonidae. The record is from RefSeq and is a predicted model, not a curated record.